Molecule: messenger RNA, 1652 nt
Organism: Vitis riparia (riverbank grape)
Lineage: Eukaryota; Viridiplantae; Streptophyta; Magnoliopsida; Vitales; Vitaceae
Product: flotillin-like protein 4
Exons: 2
Coding region: 60-1526 (488 amino acids)
Biological process (GO): protein localization to plasma membrane
Cellular component (GO): plasma membrane raft; plasma membrane
Source: RefSeq, a predicted model, not a curated record
UCUCAACCAUCUCCAUAUAUAUUCUAUAUUCUAUAUGCUUUAUCCUCAAACCAUUAACCAUGUACAGAGUAGCGAGCCCAUCUGAAUACCUGGUCAUCACCGGAGUUGGGAUCAAAGACAUCAAGCUUGCAAAGAAGGCAUGGGUAGUCCCCGGCCAAUCUUGCUCCGUCUUUGAUGUCUCUCCGGUGAACUACACCUUUGAGGUUCAAGCCAUGAGUGCCGAAAAGCUUCCCUUCGUUCUCCCGGCAGUCUUCACUAUCGGCCCGCGACUCGAUGAUGAGCCCAGCCUCUUGAAGUACGCCAAGCUCAUCUCUCCCCAUGACAAGCUCUCCAACCAUGUCAAAGAGCUUGUGCAGGGUAUCAUCGAAGGGGAGACUCGGGUUUUAGCCGCUUCUAUGACUAUGGAAGAGAUUUUUAAGGGAACCAAAGAUUUUAAGCAGGAGGUUUUUGAGAAAGUCCAGCUUGAGCUCAACCAGUUUGGGCUUCUGAUCUACAACGCCAAUGUUAAGCAGCUUGUGGAUGUCCCCGGCCACGAGUACUUCUCCUACUUGGGUCAAAAGACGCAGAUGGAAGCUGCCAACCAAGCCAAAGUGGAUGUUUCAGAGGCCAAGAUGAAGGGGGAGAUCGGUGCGAAGCUUCGGGAAGGGCAGACGCUGCAGAACGCGGCGAAGAUUGAUGCAGAGACCAAGAUCAUAUCCACCCAAAGGCAAGGAGAUGGGAAGAAGGAGGAGAUAAGGGUGAAAACCGAGAUUAAGGUUUAUGAGAACCAGAGAGAGGCUGAGGUGGCGGAGGUGAAUUCGGUGUUGGCGAAGAAGAAGGCAGUGUGGACAAAGGAGGCGCAGGUGGCGGAGGUGGAGGCGGCCAAGGCAGUGGCGUUGCGGGAGGCGGAGUUGCAGAGGGAGGUGGAGAGAAUGAAUGCUUUGACCAGGACAGAGAAGCUCAGGGCUGAGUUUCUUAGCAAAGCCAGUGUGGAGUAUGAAACCAAGGUACAAGAAGCAAACUGGGAACUCUACAAAAAACAGAAGGCAGCAGAAGCAGUCCUCUACGAGAAGGAGAAAGAAGCCGCUGCCCAAAAGGCAUCGGCAGAGGCAGCAUUCUACGCACGCCAGCAACUCGCAGAUGGAGAAUUGUAUGCGAAGAAGAAAGAAGCCGAAGGAAUCGUGGCGCUGGCGCAAGCCCAAGGCGUAUAUCUACGCACACUCCUUGAUGCUCUGGGCGGAAACUAUGCUGCAUUGAGGGAUUAUAUGAUGGUGAGUGGCGGAACAUUUCAAGAGAUUGCCAAGAUUAAUGCUGAGGCUGUACGAGGUCUGCAGCCUAAAAUUACCGUUUGGACUAAUGGAGGUGGUGGCGCGGAGGCCUUGGAUGGUGGUGGGAGUGGCGGCAGCACCGCAAUGAAGGAAAUUUCCGGCGUUUACAAGAUGCUACCACCGUUGUUUAGUACUGUCCAUGAACAAACCGGAAUGCUGCCACCAUCAUGGAUGGGCACCUUAACCCACUCGGCCCAUGACCAGUCUACCAUGAAUUGAGAAGUGUUUGUCUUGUCCAAUACUUCUCUUGGCCUAUUAUGUCUAAAAAAAUAAUUAAAAAUUUUAAAUUUAGUAUUAUUCAAAAUAUAUAGUGAAAUUUGGAUAGGGAUAUAAAUUGUUGAAUAA